Kalmanozyma brasiliensis GHG001 is the source of this 1278-nucleotide messenger RNA. RefSeq names its product Transcription factor, fork head. Bases 1 to 1278 code for a protein of 425 amino acids. Lineage: Eukaryota; Fungi; Basidiomycota; Ustilaginomycetes; Ustilaginales. Gene Ontology annotation, molecular function: RNA polymerase II cis-regulatory region sequence-specific DNA binding; DNA-binding transcription factor activity, RNA polymerase II-specific. The record is from RefSeq and is a predicted model, not a curated record. The transcript is spliced from 2 exons. Gene Ontology annotation, biological process: regulation of transcription by RNA polymerase II.
AUGUACUUGUCACAGCCGCGCGACUUGAUCAACUCCAUGUCGACGGGCUGCUCGCGCGGCUCGAUUGUCGUCUUGCCUCUCGACAAUCACAGACACGAAUCGUCGGCGCCGUCAACCGCAACCGACAACUUCAGUGCGUCUCAUACCUCGCUCACUUCCGUUCACUUUGGUCUCAAGCCGCAUGACUCUGCAGAGCUGCAGACGCCACCUUCAUCCGGACAUUCCGAUGGUCAUGCAGUGCCACUCGUCCACACUCCACGCGAUGCGCUGACUAAGGCUCUGUACAGCUCCGACGGCAUCACCGCUUCACGAUGGUUCCGAGCACAGCACUUUCAAAAGAUCUGGGAGCGUCUCGACCGCGGCAGCCCCUCAUCGCGCCCUCCUCAUCCCUAUACCGAACUCAUCAAGCUAUGCAUAUUAAAGCGUCGUGAGGGUAAGCUCACUCUCAAAGAGCUCUACGAAGAUCUCGAGGCCAAAUUCCUCUUCUAUGCCGCCUCAUCGAGCGGGAAAGGCUGGAGGAACACGAUCCGACACAAUCUUUCGACGCAGCCCUACUUCGUCAAGCUGGAGCGUGAACCUGGUCAGCUGGGUAAGGGGCACUACUGGGCCUACUGCCCGGACCUGGAGAAGCCCACCUCACUGGCUCAAAGCAGCAUCAUGCAGAUGACCUCGCUGUGGUCUCUCUCAUCCAGCUCCACUGCCACCGCGGUGCCUCGGAGAGGAUCGGCUCACGAUUGGAGCGCUUUAGAGGAGUACCAACGCACACCUCGAAGCAGUGAGCUGCUGCCAGCCCUGCCUCGCUUCGAGAGCUGCAUCCGCGUCAAAGAAGAGAUCUACCAGAUGCCUCGUGUCUACAGUCCACGCACGAAGAGCUCGCACCCAAGUCCGACAUCGAUGCGUCGUCUCUCAAGCCCAAUUCGGCCCAUGCGUUCCUUUCUUCGCCAGGAAGUCGACCAGCCGACCUUGAUCACGAGAGGCCGCUCUGCGACCAUCUCGACCUUUUCGAGGCCUUCUUCGGGGGACAACUCGUUCACAGCUGCACCGGGAAGGCAGACUCGAAGAGCCUCAUACUUCUGGGCUCCCUCAGGAACGAGCUCGAUCGCUUCGCCACCCCGGACGUCGUUCUCGGACCCCGAAUUCGACAGAAGCAGCGCCGACAGGAUCAAGGUCGAAGGGGACGACCUCGUCUCACGCCUUCCUGAGUUCUCGCCGCACAGCGCUCCUGGACGCAAGAGUCUGGGUGACUACUUUCUCUCGAAUCCCAUCUCGAGGCGUUGA